GCGUCAGCUGUUCGUGUUACAUCACAACAAUAACAAAAGGGUGAGGUGGCGGCGACUCGGCCUCACUCCCCCGCCCGCUGCCAGUGAUCGUGGUGAGCUGCUCGUCUCUCCUCACACAAGAUGUCACUCGCCACCCUACAGGACGCCAAGCCAACGGUGCAGUUGGUGGAAGCAGAGAGUGCCCCGGGUGGCCACCAGCUGGUGAACCCGUACCGCACCAACAAAGUAGACAAAAUGGACCUGGUGGCCAUGGCAGAGGAGAUACAGAAGGCUGACUCCUUCGUGCACGCCAACGUCAGCAACAAGCUGCAGAUGAUUGCUGAGCAGGUGCGGUUCCUCCAGGAGCAGGCGAGGAAGGUGCUGAAGGAGGCAAAGGACAACGCUGACUUGCACCACGUGGCAUGCAACAUGGUCAAGAAGCCCGGCUCCCUCUACCACUUGUACUGCCGGCCCUCUGGCCAGCGAUACUUCUCUAUGCUCAGUCCUGAGGAAUGGGGAGCCUCCUGUCCACAUGAGUACCUGGGAACAUACCGAUUGGAAGCCGAUCGCUCCUGGACGCCUGCAGACAAGUUGGAAGAGAAGACCAUUGACCAGCAGAUGAUCAACAAAAUACUGACUUGCUCCAACACCUUAUCCAUAACCAUGGAUGAAAAGCAAUGAGAAACACUCAAUGCCUUAAUGAGGUAUGAGUGCUGUUCAGUGUGUGUGAGGCUGUGCUGAGCCAAGGCUGUGCUCACUUUGGCUAAUGACAGCAGUCACCUCACCCCAAUGACUCUAAGGCCUUAAACUUAAAUAAGGAAGGCCUCCACUUACAACAAACUUGUCCAUACACAAUUAUUAUAUUUAUUAUCAAUAUGGUUGAUGUAUUUAUUUGAUACAAAUGGGAAAAAUAUUAAAAAAAAUGUAACAUGCUCACUGGAGAAACCUUUAUUGAAAAAAGGUGACCUUGGCAGUCUGCUGGUGAGCAUCAGUAGAAGUGAUGCAAAGCAGACUGAUGCAGUGUUGCUCUCUGCAGGCUGGUGAAUGUUGCUCUUCCUCCAUAAGAGAGAAUAAUGGAAAAGGUUCUGACCACAUUGUGUAUAACACAAUAAAGAAACUGCCAACUGCAGUCAAUGAAAUACCUCCCACAUACAGUUGUAGAAUAAUUGUGAUGCCAUGUACCUCGUUACUACAAACACAGUUUGCAAACUUAAUACAGUAUAAAUAAUAA
Molecule: messenger RNA, 1210 nt
Organism: Portunus trituberculatus (swimming crab)
Lineage: Eukaryota; Metazoa; Arthropoda; Malacostraca; Decapoda; Portunidae
Exons: 4
Coding region: 121-660 (179 amino acids)
Source: RefSeq, a predicted model, not a curated record